Molecule: messenger RNA, 2102 nt
Organism: Maylandia zebra (zebra mbuna)
Lineage: Eukaryota; Metazoa; Chordata; Actinopteri; Cichliformes; Cichlidae
Gene: ak3
Product: adenylate kinase 3
Biological process (GO): nucleobase-containing compound metabolic process
Cellular component (GO): mitochondrion
Molecular function (GO): ATP binding; AMP kinase activity
Source: RefSeq, a predicted model, not a curated record
GUUCAAACUAGCUGCUUAAGACGCGCCCACUCUUUCUUGCGUUGUGCAGUUUUGCAAGGAGAAGGGAGAGUGGAUCUGCUCUGCGUUUCAUGAGAAGGGAACACUUGUUCUUACUCGAUAAAAGUCAGUUCAAACUCGCUUGGACAUGGUGCUGCCAAGAGUUAUCCGUGCUGUCAUCAUGGGACCCCCGGGGUCGGGGAAAGGAACGGUGUCUGGGCGCAUUACCAAAACUUUUGGACUGAAGCACAUUUCCAGUGGGGACAUUUUGAGAGCCAACAUAAACGCGCAGACCGAGCUGGGGCUGCUAAUGAAGUCCUGUAUUGAUCAGGGUCAGCUGGUACCUGAUGACGUCAUGUCUCGUCUCAUCCUGAAUGACCUGAGGGCAAUAGAUGGCGGCAGCUGGCUGCUCGAUGGUUUUCCUCGUACAGUGUCCCAAGCAGAAGCUCUGGAUGUUGUCUACACCUUGGACACAGUUAUUAACCUCAAUGUACCUUUCCAGACCAUCAAGCAAAGGUUGACUUCACGUUGGACUCACCUUCCGAGUGGCAGAGUAUACAACACAGAUUUCAACCCGCCUAAAGUCCCUGGCUUUGAUGAUGACACAGGGGAGCCUCUUUUCCAGAGGGACGAUGACAAACCAGAGACGGUGACACGGCGAUUGAAGUCUUACGAAACCCAGACGGAGCCCGUCUUAGAAUACUACAGGAGUAAAGGUGUGCUAGAGACCUUCUCUGGGACAGAAACCAAUAAGAUAUGGCCACACGUUGAAGUUUUCCUUCAGAGAAAAUUGUCUUCAAUCAAUCAAAAAGUUGAAUAGAAAGCCUGAGAAGAGUUUAUCGACAGAAACCACUGUGUGCAUUGUCCAGUCAAAAUGCCACUUUUGCAUUAAACAAAGGGAGUAAAAUAUUCUGAAUGUUUUAAAACAGGGAUAACACUCAUCUUACGUGUACAGGAGUACACGGCAGUAAAAUGGCACUUAAUACAAAACAUAAGCUUAUAGUAGUAAUUUUUCCACAAUGUUGACAUUGGUUUUUGAACGUCUCAGGUUGUGUGCAAAAUCUUUUAAACAGUAGUUGUUAGACUUUGCACAGAUUGCCUCUUCACUCCAUAGUGUGCCUUUUUAUGAAGCAAGCAGAAAACUGAGUGACUCCAAUAUUAAGGUUAUUAACAGUAAGUGAAGGCUGCGUUUGCAGAGUAUAACAGCUUGACGUGUGCCGGUGAAUGCAGCCAGUUUUUAAGGAAAGUGUAAAGUCUUUUCUAAUUAUAAUCAUUACUUCCUUUCUUGUUUGAUUCUGAUGAAUAAGAAUGGGCACACACUACAAGACUGACUUGUUGUUUUGUUUUUUAUUUUUUUGUUUUUUUUGGGGGGGGGUUAAACAUGAGAAAUCCCCUAAAAACAAUAUGGUGGGCUCUUUAUGUUUUUGCUUUAGCAUUGCUUUUCCAGAACUGCCUUGCUGGGUGUGUUUUCCAUGCACUAGGCAGCUACCCCAAAGGGAAAUGUGCCACAUUCUACAAAUUACUGUAAAUUCACUUUUGCACUCAAGUGCCUUUUGCUGCUUUUGACAAUAAACGAGGUAGUUAAAUGAAUGUAAAUGAUUUUGAUCGUAGUGGACCAGAUUAAAUGACCAGAUCACAUUUCUUAUGUUAUUUCUUUUUAAUUAAUCAGAAAAAAGCAUUAUUGUGGAACAGCCUCUUUAGCUAGUCUUAAGUGAUGCUCUUAAAUUCUGCCAGCUAUUCCUUGUUGUCAUUGACUGAUAUUAGCCAUUUAAUGUGAAUGUGACAACUAAAAAUAUAUAAUUAUACAGUUUGUACAAGGCUUCUGUGCUGCUUCUGUCUUGUUUGGGAGAUGUUGCAGUACUUAAGUAUCAUCUGCUGUGUUGUUUCUUUUCCCUCUUGUUUUUGCACUCUUUUCUUAAAGUUUCUCCGAUAUUGUUAAAAGCCACAGAAAUGCAAACCUACCUUGAACUGUACUGUACAGAUCGAUGCAGCAAAUGUUUCCUGUGCGUAUUCCGAAACACUUGAAGAUAAUGUUUGAAGGCGUAUCUCCUUUCAUAGGUGACUCACAACUAUGUUUAUAAAUCAUAAUAAAUGUCUUACCUAGA